Messenger RNA from Gossypium arboreum, 2159 nucleotides. RefSeq names its product peptidyl-prolyl cis-trans isomerase CYP57. The transcript has 10 exons. Gene Ontology annotation, cellular component: catalytic step 2 spliceosome. The record is from RefSeq and is a predicted model, not a curated record. The coding region runs from base 129 to 1622 and encodes 497 amino acids. Gene Ontology annotation, molecular function: peptidyl-prolyl cis-trans isomerase activity. Gene Ontology annotation, biological process: protein peptidyl-prolyl isomerization; protein folding. NCBI's taxonomy places the organism in Eukaryota, Viridiplantae, Streptophyta, Magnoliopsida, Malvales, Malvaceae.
ACCGACGUCGCUUAACCAGUUCCCGUCUCCACUCAAAUUCCAAAACUGAACCCAGAACCCGCAUCCAGAAAAAACCCAAUUUCCACAUGGAAAAUUCGACGUCGAAUUGAGAACUCUGUUAAGAGAAGAUGUCGACGGUGUACGUUUUAGAACCACCGACGAAGGGAAAAGUGAUAAUCAACACGACGUAUGGCCCGCUCGACAUCGAGCUUUGGCCUAAAGAAGCACCGAAAGCCGUUCGGAACUUCGUGCAGCUUUGCUUGGAAGGUUAUUUUGACAACACAACCUUCCACCGCAUUAUCAAGGGAUUCCUCGUCCAAGGCGGUGAUCCCACCGGUUCUGGCACCGGUGGAGAAAGUAUUUACCGGAGUGUGUUUCCGGACGAGUUCCAUUCGCGUUUAAGGUUUAACCAUAGAGGUAUCGUUGCUUGUGCCAAUGCUGGUACCCCGCAUUCCAAUGGGAGUCAAUUCUUUAUAUCUUUGGAUAAAUGUGAAUGGCUUGAUCGAAAAAACACUAUUUUUGGAAAGGUUACUGGAGACUCUAUUUUCAAUCUUCUGAGGAUAGGUGAGGUCGACACUGAUCAGGAUGACCGACCUUUGGAUCCUCCUCCGAGAAUCAAAUCUGUCGAGGUAUUGUGGAACCCUUUUGAAGAUAUAGUUCCAAGAGUAACUUCGAGGCCUUCAAUUCAGCCUGCAGCUGAGGCUGAAAACAAAGAUUCAAAGAAGAAAGCUGUUAAAAAGCUGAACUUGCUGUCAUUUGGGGAAGAAGCUGAAGAAGAAGAGAAAGAAUUAGCGGCAGUAAAGCUAAAGAUUAAGAGUAGUCAUGAUGUAUUGGAUGAUCCCCGUCUCCUAAAGCAAGAUGUUCCAGAUAAAGAACAAGAUCUAUCUAAUGCCAAAGCUACUAAGGAUUUGCAAUUGUCUGUGAGGGGAGCACUAAGAUCAAGAAGAGAAGGAGAUAAAAAUGAUGCAGAAGCCGAGUUGUCUGAUUCCCUUGAUCAUAGUGAUGAUGAUGAUGAUGAGGCUAGUUUUGAUGCUCAGAUGCGUCGUCAAAUACUAAACAGACGUAAGGAGCUUGUAAAUCUCCCAUCUAAGCAAAAGAUGCAAAACGGGAUCUCUAAACCAAAUGACAAUAAAAUUUCUGCGCAAAGAUCCAAUGAUAAGAGUACUGAUGAUGACCAACCAAGGGUAGAAAAGCUGUCUCUGAAGAAAAAGGGUAUGGGAUCAGAAGCCAAAGCUGAGCGCAUGGCUAAAGCUGAUGCAGAUUUACAGUUGUUCAGUGAGGCUGAACGAGGAAGAUUAUUGCAAAAACAAAAGAAGCGUAGACUUCGAGGACGUGAAGAUGAUGUUUUAGCAAAACUUGAGAAGUUCAAACAAUCUAUUUCCACAAAACCAGCAGCUUCAAGCAGUAAGCCUGAAGGUGGUGAUAAAGAGGAUUUGUCUGACUGGAAAGCAGUUCGGUUGGAGUUUGCUCCUGAUACCAAGGAUGGUAUGUCUCGCAAGGAUGAUCCAAAUGACUAUGUGGUGGUUGACCCUCUUUUGGAGAAGGGGAAAGAAAAGUUCAACCGGAUGCAAGCCAAGCAAAAACGAAGGGAACGCGAAUGGGCUGGAAAAUCUCUUACUUGAUCUUCAUGUGCUGAUAAAAUGAUAAGUUGGUUCACAUGACUGCCCUGUUGUUUGCAUUGACAGUUAGGCUGCUGUGGGAAUAUGAAUUAUAACGUUAUGCGGCCAAAGUCCCGAAAAUCAAAACACAGCUUGGGACUUAUUUUCUUCUAAGGAAUUAGGUAUCGUUCUAGACCCUAAAUUGCUAAUAUGUUAUUACAUUUUUGCACAUUUUGGUGUAUCAGAGUAUAAGAUCUGUAAAAAAAAAUUAAAAUGUUGAAGUGUUGAUUUCGAUUUUGCAGUUAUCACACUAGAAUGGACUGUGUCAUAAGGCAAGAUUUAGUACCAGUGUUGAGAUUAUAAAGAGAGAGAGAGAGAGAGAGAGAGAUGUGUGUAAUUAAAGUUAGAUAUAUGAAACUGAUGGAAUUAAACUAAUGAUACAUUGAUUUCUUAGAUUUGCGAGGUAAAAAGCUGUAGGGUGAAUCGUGGGGUCUCAAAAUUUCACAAUCAUUUUCAUACCUUUUCAAUAAUUUGUUUAACAAGUUGAAUCGUGGGGAAGAA